AUGCAUUUGUUUAUGUUGCUGACAUUAGCAGCUCUGGCUGUGGGCAGUAGAAUUGAUGAAACCCAUCCUCAUCUAAAUCACUUGAAAUCAAAUAAACCCGACACCAUCCGAAACCCAAAUGAAUUGGAUUCGGAAUAUUGGUACGACAAUGCCCAAGCGUAUUUACAACAAAAACUACAACAACAAACUAAUUUAAACUUAAAUAAAGCCAAAAAUGUUAUACUCUUUUUGGGUGAUGGUAUGUCCGUUCACACCCUGACCGCUGUACGUUCCUAUAUGGGUGAUGCCUCCAAACAGCUGGUCUUUGAAAAAUUUCCCUAUGUUGGGUUAUCAAAAACCUUCUGUGUUGAUAAACAAGUUCCUGAUUCAGCCUCCACUGCCACGGCCUAUUUAAGUGGUGUCAAGGGUAAUUACGGCACUAUCGGUGUUAAUGGCCAAGUACCCCGCUUUGAUUGUGACUUGGGUCAGGAUAAGUCAUUGCACACCGAAAGUAUUGCCAAAUGGGCUCAAGAUGCUGGAAAGAAAACUGGCCUGGUGACAACGGCCCGGGUAACCCAUGCCUCCCCUGCCGGUGUCUAUGCGCACACGGCCAAUCGUGAAUGGGAACAUGAUGGCAAGAUUCGUGACAAUGGAUGUGACUCCGUGGCCAAUGUGGACAUUGCCCGGCAGCUGGUGGAAUGGGAUGUGGGCUCGCAGUUAAAUGUCAUUAUGGGUGGUGGACGUCGCAAUUUCCUCAAUGAAAGUGUUGUUGAUGAGACUGGCAUUCCUGGAAAUCGUACCGAUGGUCGUAACCUCAUCGAAGAAUGGCUGAAGCGUAAGGAAGUUGAAAAUAAAAAGGCCGCCUAUGUUUGGAAUAAAAAGGAUAUGGAAAAUUUGAUUAGCCAGGAUGUGGAUUAUGUUUUGGGUUUAUUUGCCCCCUCACAUUGUCCCUAUCAUGGAGAUUUGGAACGUUUGGGUCUGCAGGAUGAUAUACCUUCGCUGAGUGAAAUGACCGAAGCGGCCAUUAGGCAAUUGGAAAAGUCGGAUAAGGGAUAUUUUUUAUUUGUGGAAGGUGCCAAAAUUGAUAUGGCCCAUCAUGACACGAGGGCUAGGAGGAGUAUGGAAGAAACUGAGGAAUUUAAUCGAGCUGUGGAAGUGGCCUUGAACAUGACUAACGGCGAUGAGACACUUAUUGUGGUGACUUCCGAUCAUUCACAUACCAUGACCAUUAAUGGGUAUCCGUCCCGCAAUGCCGACAUUUUGGGUCUCAAUGAAGAUAAGGCCGCUGAUGGUUUGCCCUAUACCAUCAUCGCCUAUGCCAACGGCCCUGGUUAUGAGAAAACUUUCUCCGCUAAAAAAGGUCGCAAAGACCUAAGCGACAAAGACUUCACCGAUCCCAAACGUAAAUAUAUGGCCGCAGUGCCAUUGGAAUCGGAGACACAUGGUGCCGAUGAUGUUGCCAUUUUUGCCCAGGGUCCAUUGGCCCAUUACUUUAGUGGUAAUUAUUUACAAACUCACUUGCCCAUGUUAAUGGCUAGGGCAGCAAAAAUUGGUCCAUUUGCCUGGUAA
Molecule: messenger RNA, 1548 nt
Organism: Musca vetustissima
Lineage: Eukaryota; Metazoa; Arthropoda; Insecta; Diptera; Muscidae
Product: membrane-bound alkaline phosphatase-like
Exons: 3
Coding region: 1-1548 (515 amino acids)
Biological process (GO): dephosphorylation
Molecular function (GO): alkaline phosphatase activity
Source: RefSeq, a predicted model, not a curated record